GCGCAACUUUCGGCACGCCAUUGUGGAAACCGGAAACUAGCUACUUUCACGUAAACGUUGCUCGGUCCGUACUCUCAGGCUUGCGCUUCAGUUUCUAAAUUGAGUUUUUAAUCUUUUUAAAUUAAAAAAAAGUAGAAGCUGCCCCCACAAUGGCUACGGACUCUUGGGCCCAGGCAGUGGACGAGCAAGAAGCUGCGGCGGAAUCGAUUGGUAACCUUCAGAUAAAAGAAAAACCAGAGGAAAAUGGCACGCUUUCAAACGCAACAGACUCGGGUAGUGCAGCUGCAAAAUCAGAACCCGAGGGAGAAAACAAGACUACAGAGGACGAUGAUAAAGAUGACAAAGCGGCACAAUCGUUAUUGAACAAGCUAAUCCGGAAUAAUCUUGUCAAUAACACCAAUCAGGUGGAAGUUCUUCAGAAGGAUCCCAACUCUCCGCUCUACUCAGUCAAGUCCUUUGAGGAGUUGCGACUGAAGCCACAGCUGCUUCAGGGUGUUUAUGGCAUGGGUUUCAACCGGCCAUCCAAAAUCCAGGAGACUGCCUUACCUAUGAUGCUGGCUGGACCUCCACAGAAUCUGAUUGCUCAGUCACAGUCAGGAACAGGGAAAACUGCUGCCUUUGUUCUGGCCAUGCUCAGUCAUGUAGAUCCUGACAACAAAUAUCCCCAGUGCCUCUGUGUGUCACCCACCUAUGAACUGGCACUUCAGACUGGCAAGGUUAUCGAGCAGAUGGGGAAGCACUAUCCUGAGGUCAAACUAGUCUACGCAAUCAGAGGAAAUAAAUUGCCCAGGGGCAUGAAGCUACAAGAGCAGAUCGUUAUUGGGACCCCUGGCACCAUGCUGGACUGGUGCAGUAAAUUCAAGUUCAUCGACCCCAAGAAGAUCAAGGUGUUUGUGUUAGACGAGGCAGACGUCAUGAUCGCAACACAGGGUCACCAAGACCAGAGCAUCCGCAUCCAAAGGAUGCUGCCUCAAACCUGCCAGAUGUUGCUAUUCUCAGCCACGUUUGAAGAGACAGUGUGGAACUUUGCCCAGCGCAUCGUGCCUUCUCCAAACAUCAUAAAGUUAAAGAGAGAGGAGGAGACCCUUGAUACCAUCAAACAGUACUACGUGUUGUGCAACAGUAGGGAGGAGAAGUUCCAAGCCCUCUGUAACGUCUAUGGAGCCAUCACUAUCGCCCAGGCCAUGAUCUUCUGCCAUACAAGGAAGACAGCAGGCUGGCUUGCUGGGGAACUGUCCAGAGAGGGCCACCAGGUGGCGCUGCUCAGCGGUGAGAUGCAGGUGGAGCAGAGGGCUGCUGUCAUUGACCGCUUCAGAGAUGGCAAGGAGAAGGUUUUGGUCACCACGAAUGUUUGUGCUCGAGGUAUCGACGUUGAGCAGGUUUCUGUGGUGAUCAACUUUGACUUGCCUGUGGACAAGGAUGGUAACCCGGACAACGAGACAUACCUGCACAGGAUCGGCCGCACAGGACGAUUUGGCAAAAGGGGACUGGCCAUCAACAUGGUGGACGGCAAGAUGAGCAUGAACAUCCUCAACAGGAUCCAGGAGCAUUUCAGUAAGAAAAUCGAAAGAUUAGACACAGAUGAUCUGGAUGAAAUCGAGAAAAUCGCCAGCUAAAGAAAGCGUCGUUUAUUGCAUGAAGGACGCAAACCCGACUGCCCCUCCCCUCUUUGCUGCCCCCUCCCCCCCCUCCCCCAAGGACUGUACGCUCCUACAGUGUUUUAUGCUUUUAUUUUUUUUAGCUGUCGGGAGAAAAGAGCAAAACCACAAACACAAUAUAUGUUUACAUGUGGAUAUGUUUCCUCUCGGACGAGUGUUUUUGUAAGUCUCGGGAACAUACUCCAUUCACUCUUUGUACCUCCUUUGAAUAAAGUGUCUGAGUUUAUCGCUGUGUAUCGUGAUGCUGUACUAAGCAGCUAUAGUGGACUCUGGUUUCACUGAACACAAAUGGAUUUAUUGAAACACUUUUUGGUGUUGGUCAUAGCUAUUAAGAGAUUUACAACAACAAAAAAGUAUGAACGAAAAACUAUUUUAUGUGCCACAGAGUUUAGAAUUUUUAAAGAAAAAAAAAGAAUAAUUGAAUGUAACUAUCAUGUUGAUAAUAUUUAUUUUACUCUGUAUUGACCAAAAGUACAAAGGGUGAAUUUGGGUAUGCUGCUCUGAGCUGUAGUUUAAUCAUAACGUUUGUAACUGAGAUGGUGAUGGUUGGGUUUUAAGGGUCUAUGCAAACUUAUCAACCUGUGAUAGCUAUUAUCAAAUCCUAUCAACCUGUAUUCACAUAACAUACAAUUACUCCUGAAUUAACCUCAGCUUUAGCAUCAGGGUGUGUAGUCAAAUGCCAAAAAAAGCCUCCUAGAGUGAUACACUACUAACUUCAAGUCAUUGAGAUAAUUGUUUCAUAAGAAAUCAUCAGCCACCCACACAUCUCACAUUUAAUUUAUAUCAUAAAACAUCCGCCAUUAUCAGGACAGGCUAUGUGCCACUGUUGAGCAUUAUUCAAUAGUCUUAUUUUUUUACUCAAAAUGUGGCCGUUAAGGUCGUAUGUGAUAAUUUCCCCCUUUGUGCUUCACUGUCCCACACAAUCUCCUCAAUCAGGGUCUCCAGUUCAACUUAAGCUCAGCUACAUUCUUCACUCAGACUGUGCUGUUAAGGAUUGUGAGUUUAAAAACAAACAAAAACAAUGCCUUCCUCAAGUGCAUUAUAUAUAUAUUCAUAUGAUUUUGUUAUUGAUAUUCUAAGACAUCGGGCUUAAUAUUCUGGCAAACACUUGAAAUUUUGAGUAUAUUGAAUCACGGACAUCUUGUGUGAAUUAUCUUGUUGAAACCAAAUGUUGAAUUGACUUAGAGGACCUAUGCCAAUCAGAUUCACUGUGUUGCUCCAACACGGAUAGAAAACAUGUACUUGUGUACAUAUUAAAAAGUUUAGUUUAAAAAAAAAAAAAAAAAAAUAGUGCGACUGAGUUAUUGACAUUUUUGUCACUUCUAAGAAGUGCAAAAACAUUCCUCAUGAGGUUCAAUUUUGACAGAUGCAGCACUUAGAAUGUGGUGAGCAUUAAUGAGAAAAGGUGUACGAACUAAUGAAAACAUUAAAGGCGGGUGAUUCGUUGGUCUGAACCUUGUACAAACCUCUUCUGGCCACCGGCACUGACAAGACUGCUGGUGGUCAGCCUGUUGUCAUGGACUGUUUAUGGACAAUUUGUUGAAACUCACUCAACGAGCACAUGCAACCGAAUAAGAAGCAAGUGUGUGUGUGUCUGAAAAUACACAAGAAUGGUCUGUGAAGACUUUUGGGUAAAGACGCAGUGUAUGCAGUUUUAUUUGGACACUUGGAUGUAUACAUUAUCAGUGAGUGUGUGCGCACUUGGUUGAUCCAUUAUGUAAUACCGCUGUACGAGAGCCAUGGACACACAAAGCAGUUUUUUGGUUGUAGAGCUCAACACUCCUCUCCACAUGUUGUAUAACUUGUUUGAUAAAUGUCAGGAGAACCUACCACAACCUGUUUUCAUACUUGUAUACAUAGGAGCAAGAUCAUGUGUAGACUGUGAUAGGUUCAGGGUGUGUGCUAUUCUGUGGCUGAGCUGUGGUCAUGGACACAGUUAUGUAAUCUUCAUAUCUUGAAUUAAAAGGACAUGUAGAUAUUCA
Molecule: messenger RNA, 3640 nt
Organism: Labrus mixtus (cuckoo wrasse)
Lineage: Eukaryota; Metazoa; Chordata; Actinopteri; Labriformes; Labridae
Product: ATP-dependent RNA helicase DDX19B
Exons: 12
Coding region: 150-1616 (488 amino acids)
Biological process (GO): poly(A)+ mRNA export from nucleus
Cellular component (GO): nucleus; cytoplasmic stress granule
Molecular function (GO): RNA binding; ATP binding; RNA helicase activity
Source: RefSeq, a predicted model, not a curated record